Molecule: messenger RNA, 1389 nt
Organism: Chondrus crispus (carragheen)
Lineage: Eukaryota; Rhodophyta; Florideophyceae; Gigartinales; Gigartinaceae
Product: Serine/threonine protein kinase
Exons: 1
Coding region: 1-1389 (462 amino acids)
Biological process (GO): protein phosphorylation
Molecular function (GO): protein kinase activity; ATP binding
Source: RefSeq, a predicted model, not a curated record
AUGAAGCUUUUGCGGCGAAAGAAGAAAAACGAAAAAGGGUCUUCACCCCCUGCGUUUUCGCAAGAAAGCCAGGGAGGCUCGUCUCAUUCGGGUGGCAGCCCAGCUUCUCUCGGAGUUAUCGCCCUAUCUCGCAUGUUUUCGAGUAAGUCUCCUUACCAGUCUCCAAGGAGCUUCAACUUUUCCUCAACCCCCAAGUCGUUCCGCGGGUUUCUAGGAAAGGCGAGUCCGUUCGCUUCAAUUUCCGUGACACCAGUUUCUGUUGAGGAACAUGCCAAGGGAAGUGAGCGACUCCCAUUUGUUAAGCAAUCCAAUGAUUCGGUUUCAAUGUCCGAAGAUGAUGUGGUGCACCACAGCGUUACAUCGGUUCCACGCCUCUCCGCGAACAUGCAGGCUCUGGAAGCUCGUACAUUUGGGAAAGAGCUCCCUUCUGCCAAAGCUGUUGAUAGUACUCUGUUUCCAGAUAGGCGGGAGAAGAAAAGAGAGCAGCGAGGCAAAGCUGGCUCUGCUAGUGGAGGAAAGGAGGAAAGCGGAAGUGGGAAGGAAUCUGCGUCCCUCUCAGAGCACUGGAUGAUAGACUACAACCUUCUUGUCCUGGGGAAGACAAUUGGAAAUAGUUCGUUUGGUGCUGUAAACGAAGGGAAAUUAAAUGGCACCAAAGUUGCGGUAAAGACAAUCCAACGAGACGGCAAUCCAAACGCGUCAACUGGUAUUGACGCAUUCAAGAAGGAGGCUGAGCUAAACUGCCAGCUUCGGCAUCCAAACAUUGUUCUCUUCAUGGGAAUAUCUGUGCAACCGACCAAAGUUUGCAUCGUAACUGAAUUAAUGGCUCGAGGAAACGUGCGGGACCUACUCGUAGGCAUAAAAGCAAAGGGAAAACCGUUAAGGCUGGAUUGGAGUCUGAGACAGCAAUGGGCCCUUGAUACAGCCCAAGGUAUGGCGUAUUUGCAUUCACAUGACCCUCCAAUGAUUCAUCGCGACUUGAAGACCACAAACUUGUUAGUCGAUCGCGGCAUGAACGUCAAGAUCUGCGAUUUUGGGCUCUCCCGUAUUCGUUCCGAUCAACAGAUGAGUGCGGUAGGCACUGUUCAUUUCUCUGCCCCUGAGGUGCUUCGCCACGAAAAGUACACUGAAAAAGUCGAUCUGUUUUCAUUCGGCGCUGUUUGUUGGGAGCUUUACACUCGAUUGCCUAUCUUCAAAGGAAUGCCGCAGAUUGAGGUCUACAAGUCGGUCGUGGACGGGAUCAUGCCACCGGUUGAUGACAAUUGCGACCCGAGAUUUAAACAACUGAUGAAAGAAUGCUGGGACACGAACCCAGCAAAGCGGCCUGCGUUUCGAGAGAUUAUCGAGAGGUUGUCAGUUCUCGUAGAGGAGACUGAGGAAGCGUCUUAG